CAAAAACUUCUUCACUGAUGCUCAGACAGCGAGCACCUGCUGCUCUGUAAUGAUUCAGCCUCUUUCAGCCGCCGCUGUAACACGACAGGAUGCUGCUGCUACUGUCACUUCUGCCGCUGCCGCUGUUGUUACAGAUUUUGCUUUUGCUCCUUCUACCGCAUGACAAUUGUUUUCCUCGUCUAAGCAGAUACCAGCCUCAGAUGCUCAAGGUGAGAGUCUUACCUUUCGCUCUGGGCUACUGGUUCACUUAAUCCGGUCAGUUUGUUCAGUGUUUUGUUUUUUCUUUAUCUCAUCACCCUCCUUCCCGCUGUUUUGUUUUGUUGUGCUUGCUUUUGGGGGAAUGUUUCUUCCCUCCUUCAGAAGAACUGAAAUUGCUUGAGAGGCAUUUAAGGAAUUAUAAAAGUGGCUAGCAAACAGGAGCUCAGUAAUUGCAAAGCUGUUCUCGCUUCGGAGAAGCAGAGAGAGUGACAGAGGGCUUGGGGGCAGGGGGACUGGGGGGCAUCUGAUUUUUCCUGUGCGUUACUCCUCUCCCAGUUUGGAUGACGUUGCUGAGCUUGGACCUUUUAUUGACUCCCACUCUGAUUUUUGCAGAGCACUGUGACUAUUACUACCAUCUCUUUUUGUCUGUGUCUCACAGUAAUGGACUGUGAUAGAGUUAAGGCCUUUUGGAGGUGAGCUGUUUGAGAGCUGAUGUUUAAACAUGUCUGAAGUAGCUGCCGACACUUUCCCCAGCCCCUCAGCUCAGCUGAGCCCUGAUGCAUCCCUCAACGGGCUCCCAGAUGAGGAGAACAUGCCGGGGACCCAAAGAGAGGACAGGAGGGUCCAGGGGAUAGCAGGCCUUGCCGCAACCUGCUGUGCGUGCCUGGAGGCAGAGCGACUGAAGGGCUGCCUCAACUCUGAAAAGAUCUGCAUCGCCCCUAUCCUGGCUUGCCUGCUUAGCCUUUGCCUCUGCAUUGCUGGCCUCAAGUGGGUCUUUGUGGACAAGAUUUUUGAGUACGACUCUCCUACCCACCUUGACCCCGGGAGGAUAGGACAAGACCCAAAGAGCGCUGUGGAUCCUACAGCUCUGUCUGCCUGGGUGCCUUCGGAGGUUUAUGCCUCGCCAUUCCUCGUACCUAGCCCCAAGAGCAAGGCUGAAGUGACAGUGCAAAGUGACAGCUCACUUGUGCCCUCCAAACCGUUCCUCCAGCCUUCUCUGUAUAACCGCGUCCUAGAUGUUGGGUUGUUGUCCUCUGCUGCACCUUCGCUGUCACCACCCGCCCUGGAGCCUACCACAGCGUCUCAGGCACAAGAAACCAAUCUCCAAACCACUCCAAAACUUUCCACUUCCACAUCUACAACUGGGACAAGUCAUCUCACAAAAUGUGACGUAAAGCAGAAAGCCUUCUGUGUAAAUGGGGGAGAGUGUUAUAUGGUUAAAGACCUCCCAAACCCCCCAAGAUACCUGUGCAGGUGCCCAAAUGAAUUUACUGGUGAUCGCUGCCAAAACUACGUAAUGGCCAGCUUCUACAAGCAUCUUGGGAUUGAAUUUAUGGAAGCUGAGGAAUUGUACCAGAAACGGGUGCUGACCAUAACUGGCAUUUGCAUUGCUCUUCUAGUAGUUGGCAUCAUGUGUGUGGUGGCCUACUGCAAAACCAAGAAGCAGAGGAAGAAGCUGCACGACCGCCUUCGGCAGAGCCUGCGCUCGGAAAGGAACAACGUGAUGAACAUGGCCAACGGGCCGCACCACCCCAACCCUCCGCCGGACAACGUCCAGCUGGUGAAUUACGUUUCGAAAAAUGUAAUCUCCAGUGAGCAUGUCAUCGAGCGAGAAACAGAGACCUCAUUUUCUACAAGCCACUACACCUCAACAACACACCACUCCGUGACAGUCACCCAGACACCUAGCCACAGCUGGAGUAACGGCCACACCGAAAGCAUCCUCUCUGAGAGCCACUCGGUGCUCGUCAGCUCCUCCAUGGAGAACAGCAGGCACGCCAGCCCGGCAGGGCCGCGCGGCCGCCUCAACGGCAUCGGCGGCCCACGGGAAGGCAGCAGCUUCCUCCGGCAUGCGAGAGAGACCCCCGACUCCUACCGAGACUCUCCUCACAGCGAAAGGUAUGUCUCAGCUAUGACCACACCAGCUCGCAUGUCACCCGUCGAUUUUCACACUCCAACUUCUCCCAAGUCCCGCCCCUCCACAAUGUCACCACCGGCUUCCAGCUUGACCGUCUCCAUCCCCUCAGUGGCGGUGAGUCCCUUCAUCGAAGAGGAGCGGCCACUGCUCCUGGUGACCCCACUGCAGCUACAUGAGAAGUAUGACCACCACCUUCAGCAAUUCAACUCCUUCCACCACAAUGCCACCCACGAGAGCAACAGCCUGCCACCGAGCCCUCUGCGGAUAGUGGAGGAUGAGGAGUACGAGACCACGCAGGAGUAUGAACCAGCACAGGAGCCUCCAAAGAAACUCACCAACAACCGGAGGGUCAAAAGAACAAAGCCCAACGGCCACAUUUCCAGCAGGGUGGAAGUGGACUCCGACACGAGCUCUGAGAGCAGCAGCUCUGAGACCGAGACCGAAGACGAAAGAAUAGGCGAGGAUACACCGUUCCUGAGCAUACCGAACCCCGGGGCGGCCGGUCUGGAGCCGGCCACGGCCUUCCGGCUGGCUGAGAGCAGGACUAACCCGGCAAACCGCUUCUCCACGCCAGAAGACUUGCAAGCAAGGUUGUCCAGUGCGAUAGCUAACCAAGACCCUAUUGCUGUAUAAAACAUAAAACACAUAGAUUCACAUGUAAAACUUUAUUUUAUAUAAUGAAGUAUUCCACCUUUAAAUUAAACGAUUUAUUUUAUUUUAGCAAUUCCGCUGAUAGAAAACAGGAGAGGGAAAAAAAAAAAAACUUUUAUAAAUUAAAUAUACGUAUGUACAAAUGUGUUAUGUGCCAUAUGUAGCAAUUUUUUACAGUAUUUCAAAAAUGGGGAAAGAUAUCAAUGGUGCCUUUAUGUUAUGUUAAGUUGAGAGCAAGUUUUGUACAGUUACAAUGAUGGCUGUCCCAUAGUAUUUUGCAAAACCUUUUAGCCCUCAGUUGUCCUAGCUUUUUUGUGCACUGCAUUAUGACUGGAUGUAUGAUUUGCAAGAAUUGCAGAAGUCCCUCUGGUCGCUUGCUGUAGAAUCCCCAGAUCAGAAAGCCCUGUAAUGGCACUCCAACUCUACCCCAACAGAAAAUUACACAUACACACACACACACACACUCUCUGAAAAAAAAAAAAAAAAAAAAAAAAAGAAAAAAAAAGAAAGAAAAAAAAAAGAAAAGGAAAAAAAAAGAAAAAAAUGGGAAAAAAAAUACAACAAAAAAUUUUUUCUUCUAUGAGAACUUUUAUUUGCUUCCUGUGUAUGAGAUGAGUUUUGUCUGCUCUCUGCCAGCCAAAAGGUUUGCUUCUUUGAGCACUGGGAUAAUAGUAGAUCCAACAGCAUGCUACUAUUAAUUACAGCAGGAUAACGAAAAACAUACAAACAAAAAUAAAGCACCAACCUGCAUUAAAUAAUGUUACUUAUAGAAAGAAAGUAAUACUGUGAUUUUAAACCAAAUAUAUUAUUAAUCAGAGGUCAGCUUGUAAUCACUAGGAGCUGCCAUUUCAUUAUUUUCCAGAUAUUAAUUGUUCUAGUUAUCCCUUAGGAAAUGGGUUUAAGUUAACUGAGGCUUUGAACCCAAUACUCUAUUUAAAAAAAAAAAAAAAAAAAAAAAAAAAAAGAGGAAAAAAAUUAAAAAAAAUUUAUAUAAUAGCAGAUAUCUGUAACCAAGCAAGGAAGAGAUCUAGCUGGAAAACAAAUGCCACUAAUAAAAGUGCAAUCAGUUUUCACCUCUAGUUUUUAAUGUUGCUUUCUAAUACACAAUUUAUUCUUUUGUUCCCCCUCAAUUUUUCUUCCCUUUUUUUCUCCUCCUCAGAAAGAACCCUGACAAGCUUCUAGCAAUACAUUGUUAGAGUUGCUGUUGGAGUAAGGAUUGCUCUUGGACACAGAAAUGCUUUCCAAGGAAGAACCUGAUUUGCUGAAUGGCUAAAAAGCAUAGGCACAUAGGAAGGACAUAGCAGAUGUAUGGAGUUUAUUUCUACUUGCCUUUAUUUACUCCAUUACUUGGGUAGAGAGAUGCAAGGGUGAUGCAAAGGCCAGUUACGAAGGCAAGCACACCAUGUGGGUUACAGCCAUAGUAACACAUGUGUGGGUGUUUGAUAUCAGUGUUCAGCCAGUGACACUCUUGAAGUCUUUGACUAGUAAUGAACAAGGAUGCUGUCAGUGCUGGAGCAGUUGCAUCCAUCCAGACAGAAGCAAAUGGCCUCUUUUGCACUGAAUUCCUAUCAGUUUAGUCAGGGUCACUCUGCCUCUUCUAUUCUUUUGAUAUUUUGUUGUGUGUUCAGUUGGCACAGCAUUGACUCAGGACUGAUGUGGAAAACAAAUGCUUUUCCUAGACUCUGGGGAUUCUGAAAAUGAGAACAUAUGUUUUACAGGUAUAACUGAGCUCAAAAUAAGAGCCAUGUCAAGAAAAAAAGAAUUUCAGCCAAACUACACUCAUCCUUUGGGCCACAUUCUGGUCCCAGUUAAAUGAAGACAAGUACGUCAAAGAAAUUUUGUGAGAUACAAACCUGAGGAACUAAAGUCCCGACUCCUUAAAUUGUUCAAGCAUAUGCUUAUGCUAAUCCCAGCAGAAGUUACCUUGAGCAUGUGCUAGACUCCCAUUUACACAACCAGCACAUGCACAAAGUUAAGCAUGUGCUUAAGAGUUUUGAUGAACAAAGCAUGUCCUAUUGAUUUGAGAUCUGAAAGCAGAGUAUAGUAAAAGAAGCUCUUUGCCAGGAUGAAAAAAAUCAGUGAGUAGCUCACUGUAUAAAUAACUGCAUCAUAUUACUAAGAACAUGGGUGAGUCUACGUGAACAGAUUCAGUAGAAGAAGAAUAAAAAAAACCCCUUGGUAUAGGAAGAAGAUGAUAAAGUUGUAGGAUGUUGGUAUGCUAGGAAACUAGCACAGCUUUGGGCUAUGUGGUGGCUGAAAUGGCCCUGCUUAUUUGAGAAGUCUAUGGGAGAUGGCAAAUACAUAGUCUGGACUUAAGUCCCCUUUGCCAUGUUUCCCUAGCUGGCAUGUACUUGAACACACUUUGCCUUUGCAGACUGAAACAAAAGCUCCCCUACAAAUUCUAGACAGCAUAGUCUCAUUUUCAUCCCUUUAGUCAUGCCUAUUUAUCUGCAAUCCCAUGCAGCAGAACACCCACCUCCCCAGUAAUUUUUCAACUCAGUAUUUCAGAGGGCCAAGUGGGCUUUCCUGAUGAAGGCCACAAGUUUCCAAAGGAUUUGCCUGUUGAGUUUCCAGAGGCACCGGAAAAUCUGUCCUUUCAGGAAGGCCUCUGAUACUGCAAAGACCUUGCAGGACAGAUGAGAGACAAAAAGUAUGGCAGAGAAACAAGAGAUUUCCCCAAAAAUUUCCCAUCUUAGUGGCAGAAUAGAGAGUAUAACACAGGUCUUUUGUAAACUUCUUCAGUACAGAUCACCCACAAGGCCAGCUCUCACUGAAGUGUCUGUUAAUAGCCCAGAUAGAUUAAUCAGGAUGGAAAGGGAACAUGCCUUGAAGUGGAGUAGAUUAUCCGACUACUAACACUGUUAUUAUAGUGGGCCAGUACAAAAUGAAGGAGCAAUUCCCUAUUUGGGAGCUGUGCCUGUGAGAUUUAUUUGGUGCAGGUCUAGGGAAAAAUGUCACACCUCUUCUGCUGCAGUGCCUCAAAGUCAAAGCGGUGUGCAGUUCCCACUCUUCCUCCCUCCUGGGACAUACACAGUGUGUUAUAGGGUAAGCAUGAAAUUAGGCUGGAGGCUUCACAUAGACCUAAGAACAAGAAAAUACAAUUGGGGAUAUGGCUGCCUAAGCCCUUAGGUCUUUGUGGAGAACCCAACCUUACAGCACAAUUCAUGCAGCAGCAAGUUAUGGGGAAUCGCCCUAGCUUGGCACUCACAGAACUGGGAGAAGGAUGCAGCCCCCCACCUCUCAACUCGUGUUUUAACUCUGAGAGGGUGUUUCACAUCAGUCAAGUCCACACUCAGAAGUUAGCAAGUCUACCUGGCCACAGAUGCUGCUGGCAGGCUGCAGCCGUCUCCUGCUGGCCAAGGGGCUGGAGGCUGCAGCAGCACGGGGCAGAGCCAGCAAGUGCCUACAGGAAAGGCCAGCUCCCCUGCUGGGGAUAUUUGCUUCAUUACCCAGACCUCUGAGCUAGGCAGUCCCAACACCCUUGAGCCAUCACUGUGUAACCCUUGCCAGCUUUUUUGGCUGAAGGUCACAGCAAGAAGAAACAUUCUUCGAAGAGGGGCAAAAUAUUCCAGUGGUGGCAGAGUUGUUGAGAUUGUCCUGAUUUAUUUCCAUGUUAUUUAAUUUUGGCCUUGAGUUUUCCCUCUGUAUGUGUUUAUAUGCAGGACUUAUUCCAGGAUAAAAGGCUUCUUUAAGGGAUGUAUAGCUGGCAUACGUUGUGCACAACCUGGGUACGGCCUGCCUGUUCAGGGGGUGUAAAUCAUUACAGCUCCACAGAGGUUCUCAUGUAAGAGAGAAAAGCCUACUUCCUCCUCUUGACUCAGUUAUUCUCUUCCUCACUUGAGCCACACCAACACCCCCAGGUUUUAAGAGAUCAAUCACUGCCUUUAUCAGGGAAACAGGAAAGCUCCUUCUUUCCAGUCCUCCAAAACAACAAUGCUGCAUCUCCCUGCUUCUCUCACACACAUUGCAAGCAGUUUCCUGAGCAUCCAGGAUAGCAAACUUGUGUCUCCUCAAAGGACACACUUCUCAGCCUGUUGAGCACUUCUUGGCCCUGCAGUGUGGCUACUUACCAUCAGCUGGGACUUACUGCUAGUAAGAAACAAAAAAAGCACCUACGAAAUGCUGCAGAGAAGGGCAGACAAAGAACAUGGCCAAUUACCAUCAUUUGUAAUUCUCUAUUCUACUGUAAAUACAUCUUGUACAUACAUGGAUGUUUUCAUUAUUUACUGUCUUUAUGAAUUAUAUGUUAAAUGAGAAGCUCUUAGUUUAUUGUGUAACACUGUAAAUAACAUAACGUCCUUUAUUAUUUAUGCAUAGGCAUCUAACACGCAGAGAAAGUUAUCCUCAUAUUAUUUUAAGAUAUAUGUCAAAAAUAUGUUGCAUUUUUCCUUUUGCUUUGAAAAAAUUGUAAUAUAUCCUCUUUUUCCCCUCUUUUCCUUUAAAAAAAAAAAAAGAAUGCUAAUUUAUUGUUCAGGAGAGAAAGGGGAUGUAACUGAAAGGCAAACUGUUCAAAGAACAUGCUAUGGAAGCCACAAGCUACUGAUAAACUAAAGAAUUUAUUACCCCAAAUACAGCAAUAAGUAAUUGUUGAUUUAUUAAGGUUUUGUUAUUCAUUUUCAGUAAAAGAGGUGCUGGAUUAAAUUGUUAUGUGUGGUCCUGGCCCAGCUGCUCAGCAGACUGUGUCAGGUCAGUAGCUACCAUCUUUGUGUAUCCAAACAUCGUUGUAAAGGUCUUUUUCUGUCAUUGUGGGCCACUGUUCUUGAGAUUUCUGACUCAUCCCUGCAGAGGUCUCUGGCAGACCCUCUUGUUCCUAUGUACAAUAUUUUUAGUUUCUGAAGUUAGAAUUAUUAGCUCAACCCUGAGCAUUACUACUUAGGGUGGAUGGGGUUGGGGGGAGGGUGGGGGGACUUGCAGAAACAACACAGUCUUGGGACUGUGGGAGCCUGCUCUGCAAAAAUGUCACCUCACUGUUCAGCAGCAGUCAAUAAAGCAAAUCAUGCUGGGAAUUAUUAGAUAGCGUCACCAUGCCACUAUCCAAAUUGUGCAGGUCUUAAGUACAAUACGUGGUGCUGGCCUUCUUGUCUCAGAAUAGAAAAGAGUUUAAUAGGCAAGGGUUUGGAGGCCAACCCAGGUGAAUAGAUAUCGGGAGUUAGUGGGGUCUGGGGAGCACAGGGUAGGCUGGAUCUCAUUAGUCUAGAAGAAAGGACAGCUGGGGGAAGAGAUCACAAAAGUCUGUGGAAACAUGAUUAUCUUGUAGAAGGUAGGGAAGGACUGGAUGUUUAGUACCUCUUCCAAUAAAAGAAUGGAGUUAUCAAUCAAAACUACUGGGCACCAAAUUCAUAAAGAUGUGACUCUUCAUGUAAGGUGUAGGGAACUUGGAGAACUACUUGCUGCAAGAGGUUGUGGAUCAUAAAAGUUUCCGUGGAUUCAUGGUGAGGGCCAGAUCUUAGACAUUAGUCCAGUGAAAAUUACUAAAUCCAUGGAAACCACAUCAGAUGUGGGAAAUAACUCAAAACAUGUGGAGGUUUUAUAAGGUGGAAAUGUCUUGUGUGUUUUCCCUGCUCUUGCUCUUCUCCAGCUAUCUGGCACACUUGGAAAGGAGGAGAAUAGAUAUCUAAUCUGGCUGUGCUUACAUGAUAUAAGUACGUAAAGUCAUUUGCUGUUAAGAAGUAUUAAAUAAGACAAAGAAAGCUAGGAGUGAGCAGAGGAGGGAGGAAUGCAGUAAAGACAUCUUGGAUGUGUUUCACAUUCAUUUGUUCCCUGGGCUAGUAGAAACAUGUAGGUCAGAUUCCUUUCACCUACCUACCUAGUGGCAAUGAAUGAGAUGCCAAACUGGGAAUGGAUGGAGAAAUUGAAGGAUAGAGGAAUGGAGGGAUGGGUGAAUGGAGGAACAGAGGGAUAAAAGAUGGGAGGGAGGGAGGGGUCAAGGGGUUUCUGUCACCCUCCCUCCUGGUGGGCCAGUCAAAUAUCAGGACAAGUUCGGUUUCCCUCAGACAACUUCCCUGUCUUUCUGUUUUAUAUGGAGGGAUCUUGUAGCAGUGAGUCUGGAUGCUUAGGCUGUUUGCCUCACCUCAAUGUCUUAGCUGGGUAGGGCCUUGUCACCUCAGAGCAAGCAUGAGGCACAUCCUAUGACACAGUGCUACUACUGAGGAUAGGAUGGCCUUCUUAUUUUCAUUGCAUGCUGUUGAAAUGGACUGCUCUGAGAAACCAGACCCCUUCUCAGGCAUCCCCACUGGCCUUUCAUGGGUGGGAGUGGAGGUAGAGAAUUUCUGAAGCAAUUAAGUACCAAAAGAACCAGUCAGAGUUAAGAGGACUAAGGACCUGAUGUCACAUUUGAUACAGACCAGAGAGAGCUUUAGGGAACACAUCCUUGUGUGUCCCAAAUGGCUGUCCUUGAAAAAAUUGUUUGUCACUCCAUGCUGUCUUUAUCCUGUUGGCUUUCUCUGCCAAGCUUCUGCCGCUGCAUUUCUCCACAAGGUCUGGAAGCAGAUGGCGUCAGGAAAAUCAAGCAAAUCCUUCUCAUUCCUGCAGCCCACAGCUGGGUAUGCUCUUAGCGUGCCAACUCCACCCAGUUAUGAGCACAUGAUUUGGCUAAUGCAUUCCCCAAGUUAAUUCUCUCUGUCUCGGUUACAACUGAUGGGAAGAAAAUUAUAUCAAAUGCCUUGAGGUGUUGCAGCUAGUCACUGAUGGUUAACCUGUGUAGCCCAAGUAAAGCAACACGGACUGUGCUCAGAUUAGGAGCCUGAGAACACCUCUUUAGGGGCAAUAGACCCUUAACACUGGCACUGGGAACCCUUCAGGGCUAAAACUCAUUUUACCUUGGAAAAAAAAAAAAAAAAAAAAAAGACAUAGAGCCUUGGGGAUUUCUGAUCCCAGAGUGCUUUUUCUGUGUGAUGGCAUGACCUUUCACUGGAGUAAUUUCAGAGUAGCCCUCAUUAGAAAGGUUCUACUGAUUGCGAAGUUAUUCCCCUUGCCUCCAGACUUAAGUCUGGCAGGACAAAUGCCAAGAAUCACUCGUAUGCUCCUGGUGACCCCACCCAUCAAGACAAGGACUAAAGGAAAGUUCCACGUCUCCCAUCAAGGAAGAGGUGGAACAAGAUCAGGCCCAUGCACAUCUAGGAAGGCUGUCAUGUCACUGGGGUUGGGGCAGCAUGGUGCUCCCCACCUGAGGGUGUUUGGAGCACUGUUCUUUCUAAGCACUGGCAGGGACUGUCAGAACCUGAGACAAAGCCAUCAGUGUGUGAACAGAAUGAAUUUCCUGGAAAGCUAGGCCUUACUCUCUAAGGUUUUAAGUCCAGAAGGUAACAAAGCCCCAACUUCAGUUGGAAGCUGGACUUCUAACGUAAAUGGCAGCUGCUAAGUUUCCACUUUGUUUCUUCCCCUUGGGGAUAGCAAGAGCGUUCCCUGCACUGGAAGCAAUGCCUUAGGAACUCAAGAGAGAGGAACCCUGGCAGCAGUGCACAGAAAACACCUGAAAUAAGGCCAGCUCUUUUGAUGACAGCAACAGAGGAGGUAUCAAGGGAGUCUUUGUAAGGUUAUAUGCUCAUCGGUUGGUAGGGAGUACAAUGAUUGUUAACAACUGAUUAAGUCAUUACUCUGGUAAUGGCCAAUUUGGAGCCGUGCUUCAGAAGCCAGAUAUUGUGUGGGAGGUAUUUUAACUUACCCUGCACAUUACUGCAUCAGUUGGGUUAUGCAUUCUGUAUGUGUAUACACACACAUACACUCUCUCAAUUUCCUGUAAUGAUUUCCUGAUGUUCAGUGCAUGCUCAGUGGCAGGAAAGGAAAAAUGCCACAACAAGGCCAUUUAGCAGCUGCGAAACUGCCUGCAUGCAAGAGUAAACACCUUUUGCACCUCAGAGAGGAAAAACUGAGGGUGGUAUUUGUCCUGUACAGCUGUGCAGAUAUAGAAAAGGAAUGCCUCUGUCCUUCCCAGUUGAACAGGCUGGACCACAGAUUGCAGGAGUUUUCACAGGGCCACAGCUGAGAAGGGACUGACAAGGUGAAAGAGUUAGGGGACUCAGACUAGAGUGAAGAGUGGUCAUGUGCCUCUCAUUGUAUUGAAAUAACCCUAGACACAAUGGAUUCAAUCCCAAACAGAAAAGGAGUCACUAAAGAUGCCAAAGUGGUGGGCCCUGGCCCCUUUAUAUGUGGCAAAGAGAGACAAUCUUCAAAGAGCAAUUCUUGUCACAAGUUCUUGUUCUCGGGAGGUUCCCAUCUUGUGCUCCCCUUUCUCAUCCUGAAGGCCCCAAAUCUGAGGGUGAGGUGAGUGAGAUCCCCCCCAGAAAAGGACAGUAAUCUGCUCAAUGUAUAUGAGAAGGCUCAGAUACCUGCAUGGAGUACAGCAUCAUUCCUAGAAAAAUCAGUGGGAACUAUCAGAGUAGUGAAAGCAGUAAUCCAGAAAUUAGGAAAUAAAAGCCACUUACAUGAAUGCCACAGUAUAAAUCCAGGAACCUGCAAUUCAGCAUCCAGUUUUAAAAUCAUCCCCUAGACAAAUCUCUAGAAAACAAAAAAAUGCCACCCUAGUAAUACAUUAACCACAUUAAUCAUUAAAAAAAAAAAAAAGAAGCCCUGUAAUUUUGUCAAUUUAGCAUCUGCACACACCAUCUUACCAUAUCCAACUAAAACAUGCAGUAUUUAUCUGAUGGCUAAUGGUUAUGAAAUAAAGCUCAAAGUAAUAAAACUCCAAAUAAGAACUGGCAGACUACAGCUA
Myiozetetes cayanensis is the source of this 11477-nucleotide messenger RNA. It is a transcript of the gene NRG1, whose product is annotated as neuregulin 1. The record is from RefSeq and is a predicted model, not a curated record. The coding region runs from base 701 to 2749 and encodes 682 amino acids. Gene Ontology annotation, molecular function: protein tyrosine kinase activator activity; chemorepellent activity. Lineage: Eukaryota; Metazoa; Chordata; Aves; Passeriformes; Tyrannidae. The transcript is spliced from 10 exons. Gene Ontology annotation, biological process: nervous system development; intracellular signal transduction; cell differentiation.